Messenger RNA from Melanotaenia boesemani (Boeseman's rainbowfish), 3194 nucleotides. RefSeq names its product tumor necrosis factor ligand superfamily member 15-like. Gene Ontology annotation, molecular function: tumor necrosis factor receptor binding. Gene Ontology annotation, cellular component: membrane. Gene Ontology annotation, biological process: immune response. Lineage: Eukaryota; Metazoa; Chordata; Actinopteri; Atheriniformes; Melanotaeniidae. The record is from RefSeq and is a predicted model, not a curated record.
CAAGAAAGUUGAGUGCAAUAUUCCGGGGAUGUGUCCAGUUUAUACGUCACAUGCUUUAUGUGUAUCCGCCAAUAUAGGCCAAAAACUGACCAAACAGACGUGAUCCAACAGACAGAUUAGUCUUCAGAAAGGGGAAGUCUGAGGCGUGAUUUUUGUACUGGGCUAAACUCAUUUAAAUUUGGGACUGCCAGUCUGCGUAUAGCGCGUCUGAACGUGGUGCGACUUUUGCAGGGAUAAAUAAAAAUGCGGAGUGGAAAAUCGAACAGCAGGAGCCACAAAAUGUGGAGCCGGAGGCAUGGAUAGGAACGAAGGCUGCAGGUGCGGGUGGCGUGGGAGGGAGCCGGGCGGAUAGAUUUCACACCUACAGGACCGUCACCCUUCAUAUCUUCGCCAGAAAGAGAACCCAAAGACGGCGGAUGGCUCAUGAUGUUUAACUGGGGUUUUCAUUGGUCUUGGUUUAGGGGCUGCUUAGUUGCUGCAAUUGAUUGUGGUAGACGUUGUAACACCGAUGCCACGCGCCACCCUCAACACAACAAGACCACACAUCAGCAUGACAGGCAUUCAUCCGGUGCUAAUGAAAUGCAACGGCAGGUGGGACCCCCUAGACAUCAUGUCAGAGCCCUAUUAACAGGUCCUACGGGCAACAUCACUAAUGGAAAAUAUCUUCAAUGGGAGCCUAAACUGGGACAUGCUUAUUGUAAAGGUUUCAAAUACAUCAACGGUGAUCUGGUGGUCCCGAGAAAGGGCUACUACAGAGUCUUCCUGCAGGUCACAUAUGUGGGUGGUGCAGAAACAUGUGCUGGGAUCCUCAAUGUCACUGUGCUAUACUUGCAGAAAGGUUAUGGUGUGGACGUACCCCUGCUAUCAACGUAUGACACGGUGACGUGCAACGACAAAAGCUGGAUUAAGUCCCUCCAUACGUCCGGCAUGUUUUCACCUGCAGCUAAGAGCAGACUACAUGUAUAUUCAUCUCGUGAAGAAUUAAUAGGCACUGAACAACAUCAGAUGUUCUUCGGAGUUGAACUUGUGCCCAGAUAUUCAAAACCAGAUAAAAACUAGUCUUACCCACUGAUGGAUUUCCAGGAGUGAGUAGCUACUAACCUCUUCAGCAGGAGGUUUGCUUUAUUUCAAGUUAUAAGCUGCAUUUUUAAAAAAAAUGAUUAUUAAUAACAAGAACUCACAUAGACAUACUGCUGAAUACAAAUGUAAUAAUACAUUACAGUAAACAUGUAGAUGCUCUCAGCAGUGCUUUCUGUUUCUAACACCACAUCUUAUUGUGUUUUUAUUUUAUUUUAUAUAUUCAGAGGGAAAAAACAUAGAAAGCAUUUACUAGUGUCAGAAAACUGAGUAACAGUUAAAUAGUAAAUAAAAGUUCUUUGGGUUUUGGAAACAGUAAAAUGCCAGUGUUUUCCAUCCCAACUUGCUGUCUAAUAAACAUAAUAUUCUUUUUAAAUGGGACGAGCUGCAGAGUGAAUACCAAAGCAAUGUUUUAGGGGAAAAUUUCCCCAAACAAGGUAACUGACUUACUUGUAACUAGAUGGACUCCAAAACAGUUUGCCACAACUUUGUGGCGAGUUUCAUUGUUUAGAGACAAAAAUGUUAGUUAACAAAAAAUGUUUCUUUUGGCCAGACAUCUUUUUUUUUUUUUAAUGAAAAGGAAGCUGGAGUUGUGAGAUCUGUUUGAGUCAGGUCACAUUUUUAAUAGCUGUUACUGAAAAUAGUAACUAGUAGGUCAGUCUGUUAAACCCAAAUGGGAGAAAAAUUAUAAUUUUACAAUGUAAAUAUAUAAUAUAUUAACGUGUGCUAAGAUUUAAAUAGUCAAACCUCUGCUUUAUCUAGAGCCAUGUGGAGACGGUGAUGCUGCACAACACAAAGUUGAGAAAUGAUGGUGGAAGACAUUUUGUGAAUGUAGCGCAUGUGGACGUCCUAGGAAAGCAGAUGUUAGAGGGGAGGGGGACGAGGAGGAGCAGUAAAAAUCAGAAAAAACCGGUUCAGUCCGGUCAGGGGAUUGUGCAGUCUGGAUGUGGUUUUUCGUUGUAAAUGUCUUUGAUGAGGAAGUUUGAAAAGUGUUUAAUAUUACUGGAGGUGUAACAAUAUAUUGAUCUAUCAAUUAAUUAUCCAAUAGCAUUUAUCCAUACAACAAAUAUUAAUCAAACAUGGAUACAGUAAUCAUUUAACUGUCUUUUUGCUUUGUUUAACAACCACAAUGUUUUGAAUUUGACUAGAGGAAAAUUUGUGUCGUGUAACAAUGUUUAAAGUCAGACUGUCCUAACUUGGUUAUUAUAACUAAGUUAAAAAAUAUAUUUGGUUUAGGACUCGAAAUAGGAGUAACAUUUACAGUAUGUCUUGCUUUAAUGUCUAUAAAUGGAAAUUUAUUCUUUCAGUUUUCUUUUACUUGAUGUGAACGUUUUAAGCUUUAUAUAUCUCAAAUAUGGCAGUCUGUUUUUGUUCAAAGAACAGAUUGUUUUUAUUUUAAAUAUCGGAUUGAACUCAGGAAUAAAAAGAUAUUUUAGCUGUUUUAAUAUGAUUUGAUAGGACUGGAGGUGAUAAUGAGAUCAUGUAAACAUACUGAUUGAAGUGAAAUCUUAUGGUGGUGAACUUGUGGCAAACAUCACAUCAUUAGCCGCUGAACCAAUAAGCUGCAUCGUGAUUUACACCCUGUGUUACGCAAUAAACAAGCCCACAGUGUAGCUGCCUAACCGCUUUCACCACUUCUUUUUUUUUUUAGACCAUGAUCAUAUUUCAGAAAGCGGUACGCCCCUGUUAACGGCUGCUACAAUUCUACGUACUGUGCAUGCAAAUUCAGUGUUUCCAGCUAUUUGCUCUUUGGAUACUUGAUCAGUCUUCAUGUACUGUAAAUAUGAUGAAUGACUUGUUUGUUAAUACAAGAAUUAAUUAACUUCUUUUGGGUUUUAUUUGUUAUCAGCCUUGGGGUUCAUAGUAAACUAAUAUUUAUAUUGGUUUACUUUGUUGUUUUAAACCUGUUCUUUCAUUCCACACAUCUGUCUGCACAUACAAAGACUAAGCUUAAAGAUGUUUUCUUAUUUAAUUAUUUAAUUCAUCGCUUGCUGAGCUGGACCAAUGUGACUUUUGCUACAUAAAGAGAAACAAUAUAAUAUGUGAACUUUUAUAAUUGUGUUUGUAUGUGAGUAGUGCUGUGCUUCUUGAAUAAAAAGUCUUUUUAAAAAGAAAAA